Pomacea canaliculata is the source of this 2283-nucleotide messenger RNA. Its product is annotated as nucleolar and coiled-body phosphoprotein 1-like. NCBI's taxonomy places the organism in Eukaryota, Metazoa, Mollusca, Gastropoda, Architaenioglossa, Ampullariidae. The record is from RefSeq and is a predicted model, not a curated record. Bases 1 to 2283 code for a protein of 760 amino acids. The transcript has 5 exons.
AUGACCGUCGUUUCGCAAGAACAGCACAGAUCAGCAAAAGAGAUUCAACUAGAAAAAGAUGUGGAAAGUUCUCCUGACAAGAAUGACGGCAGGGGACAUGUCAAGAUGUCUGAUCUUAACUUACCAGAAGCCUCAGAUGCAGCAGAAGGAGUCUCAUUGAGUGGAGGCGACCCAGGCCAAUCAACAAUACUCAUAGAGUGGCCGCCUGCAAUGCACGCUGAAGAGCAGAUCGACGACGAGGAACCUCCUGACGAGAGCUGGGUCACAGAGACCACGGAACAGCACUCUGGCCUUCAGAGUGAGAGUAGCAUCGACGUGAAGGGCCCUGAAGAAGGCGAAAAUGUGCUGGUCAGGUCGACGGUUUCUUACAGCCAAGCAGCCGCAUCGUCGAAAGAAGAGUACUUUGCUUUAAAAUACAGCAACGUAGAUGCUGCUGACUUUACCUCCGAACGUCAGCUGAUGACCCGUCCUCCAAAGCCUGCACGUGCUAAUCGCGUUGCUGACGACAGCUAUAACGAUCAAGAAACGCGAUUGACUGAGCCCAAACUUCCACUACCUGUUCGAGAUACUUCUUUGGCUUCCUCCUCGUCCUCCUCUUCGUCAUCGUCUUCUUCUUCUGAAUCUGAUGACGACGUAAAUGGAACGAAAAGCGAAAAGAAGAAGAAGACACGGCGAGAUUUCAUGUCCCGGGUCGUACGAGAUACUGUGUGUCUCUCGGACACAGAGUCGGAUGUACUGGCGGCGAUGUCAAAGAAAACGACUGAUGCUCCAGAAUGUGAUUCGUUCCCACAUAAAACAAUUACUGAUGACACUUACAACGAGGGAGAAAGGAAACUGAAAACAUCUCACGACGGCUUUAGUCUAGACAGUUUUGCCAGCCAGACCAAGACGAAGCUAGAGUGGGAAAGGUCACAGCUUUCGUCUAAUGGGAGCGACGUCCGAGUUCUCGGCAGUUCUUCUAGCAAUAGGCAAGAGAGUGGAGUGAAACUGAGCACAGAUUUUGUAGGUAGCAGCCAGAUUUCAUCUGGACAGCAGCACCAAAAAUGUCCUGACGUGAGGAGCAUGCCCGGUUCUAGAGAAGAAAAACACAAAUCUGGCAAGAUGGUACAUUCUAAAGACUCCACCAUAGUGAUCCAUUCAAGUGAUGACUUCCGCCACACACCUGUGUCACGGAUUAAGGCAUGUCCUGGGACACAGAGAAAUAGAGACAAAACAAUGUCUUCUUCCUCUUCAAGCGAUGCCGGUGGGAAGUCUCCUGAAGUGCCACCCCGCUGGGACAAGCCGAAGUCAAUUGCAAGCUCCAAACCGCCCAUUGAGACACCCAAACUCAACCCUCCUCACAAGACUAGUUCCUCAAGCGCUGGCGAGGAGGUGAAACCUAAAUCCAGCCCUCGUCUUGGAAGGGUCAGCGUGUUUCCCAAGUUUGCACUUAAAAAGAAACAAGAGAAGGAAGAAAAGACACCUGCUUCUGGUCCCAAAGUGCGAGAUCUAGAAAAGGAACUGGCCAGGCAUUUUAUUUCAGAUGUAGAAAGUGACAUUUACUACACAGACUCGCUCAAACCGUUUAAAAAAAAGAAAAAAGGAGACAUCAAAAAGUCAGCAUCUGGCAGCUCAGAAGACAGCAGUAAGAAGAAAAAGGCAGUAAAGGACAAAUCACGUGACAGGAAAACUAAAACUGACAGUUCUUCCAGUGAAGGAAAGGGAAAGCAUGCAAUAGACCAGGCACCACCAGUUCCGCCCAGGCAAAAGAUCUGUCCACGCGACCAAGAAGAUAAAACGGAUAGUGUGCCUUCUUCGCCUUCAGAUGUACGCCUGGUUCGAUCGUCUCCUUCCGGAGCUGAUCCAAAUAUACCGGAAGCACAGAAUGCGGAUGCUCAGUUUCAAAAUCUCUCGGCCUCUCCUGAAAUACCUCUGCCCAUUAAGCCGGAAGUUCCGGUUAGAAGGGGUAGGCGACCUAAGCGUCCAGCUACCAUCCAUGGAACUUCCAGUUUGACCAUUGAUGGUAAGCCCUUCUUGAAGGCCAAAGGGUCGCUACAACGAAGCUUGUCUCUUAGCUCCACUAUAUCUGCCACCUCCAAUGAUGGCGACAAGGACAAAAGCAGCACCAAGUCUCGCUUGCGUAAGUACUGGCCAUUUCGUCGCAAGAAAGAACACAACGAGGAAAAACAGAAGAGCAAGAUAAACAAAGAAAAGGAAGUGGAAGAGUUGCUACCCCUUUGCGUCAAAGUACAGCCUCGUUGUACUCGGCGUCUCCCCGCUUCGACGGCGAAUUUCAGCAGCUAG